Pelagomonas calceolata is the source of this 2114-nucleotide messenger RNA. Lineage: Eukaryota; Pelagophyceae; Pelagomonadales; Pelagomonadaceae. The record is from the annotation of a GenBank genome assembly.
CAGACAUCUACACAGCUGUGCUACAGCUGCGCAGCCUUUGCUUAGCAAGCGGAAAUAGCUUUGCUGCAGCGGCGCUCGAGCCGUGCGAAUUGAGCGGUCUGCGGCGGGCAGUGUGGCCAGCGAGGCAGCAUCCACCAGAGGAGCUGCAGGAGCUGCACCAUGCGCGCCCUGAGCUACUGUGCGCUGAUCGCCGCGACGCAAGCCGCGCUCUACAGCGACGAGACCUACGAUAAAUUAAGACGCCUCUUCGGCCGCGUCUCCCGACAGGCGCCUGCAACGUCGUCGUCGGUCGAGCGCCACUACCAGAAAGUCGAAACCGCGCUCAACGAGGCCACGCGGAAGCGUCUAGAUGAUCUACUUAAAGACACGACGACCGAGAAGUGCCGCGAGGAAGUCACCUCGACGUUCAUCGACUCCUACAAAAGACAGAUCAGCGAGGACUGGUUACCCUUCGAAAGGACGGGCUACGUCUCCGACUGCCCGUCACAACGCGACAAUGCACCUCGCGCUCCACGGUUACGAGCGGAGGACAUUCGCUUGGCGUAUUUGUUAGUCGUGCAUGAGACACCGCAGCAAAUUACACGCUUGAUAGAAUCUCUGGAGGAAGGCACGCGACAUAAUUUCAUCAUCCACGUCGACGACAAGCCCCAAUCUCAAUCGACAUAUAAUUACUUGCUGAACUAUGCCUCAACAAGAUCACACGUCCACGUUCUCGAGACCGGACGGCAAUCUGUCAGCUGGGGAGGUUUUAAUGUGGUGCAAGCCACGCUAAACGGCUUAGCGUAUGCCUUAGAUGUGUUGGAUGGUAAAUUUGAUUGGAUCGUUACGGCGUCCGGCUACACCUAUCCGUUGGCGUCGAACCGAAGGAUCCGAGAAGAAUUAGCAAGACACCCGUCGGACACGGAGUUCCUGGAGAUCCGACCCCAGCCCAACGACCCCAUGCCGCGGGCCUGGCACCAGUUCGUCGAGUGCGACGGGAAGAUGCGACGGAUCACGCGAUUGCUACCGCCGCGGAAAAUUAAAAUGUACAUGGGGUCCCAGUGGAUGGUCAUCACGCGCGACUUCGCCGCGUAUGCUACCGGUAGAGAGUCGCCGCGGCAACGUCGAAGUUUCGCGUCGCAGUACGCGCCGUACGGCCGGUACACGAUGGUCGCCGACGAGAACUUCUUUACCACAGUCCUGAAGAAUUCACCGAUGUGCCACAAACACUACAACCAGAAUUUCCUACAUGUGCAGUUCGACCAGUGGGAGUCUGAUAAAGUCGAGGGUCCCGCGCAGAACAAGUGUCUGCAGCCCGAUCCGCGGCACUGCGGGCGGUCGCCUACGACUCUGACGUUGGAUUAUAUGCCCGUGUUGGAGUUGGGCGGCGCCUUAUUUGCGAGGAAGUUCGACGCGACGUACGACGCCAAGAUCUUAGAUGCGAUCGAUGCGAACAGAGCGUUACAGGAUACGGCAGGUUAUUCAGAGAAGCCGCGUCAGUACUUUGAAAAUAUAAGAUUCGUGCGAGAAGCGCAGAAUGGCGUCGAGCUAUGUGUUUCUAUGUCGAAUCAAGCUGAGAGAAGUAUCUAUGAGGUGUCCCUGAAGCCCUGUGAUAGAAGGGACGCGUCCCAGAGGUUCAACAUCGGGCCCUGUUCGACGGACGGCCAUAUUGAGUUGAGAUCAGGGAGACAGGCUCUCGUGAAGCCCGGCGACCACUCUCCAUCACCUUUUUGUCCGGUCGCACAUGUGGAAGGGCGGCGGAUGACUUGUUUGGACUUAAACGGCGAAAGCAUUGCGCCGGGCACGCGCAUCAUUGGAUUUCCUUGUAAUGGGCGGUGGAACCAGCUCUUAGCGUUAGGUACGGGUGCUCGAGGACAACCGGAGCAGGGCUCGGUCUACAUCAACGUGCCGUAUCCUAGACAUCCUGUCAGACAUUUAUGUAUCGACGCGCCGCCGCCGACGAACGCGAAUCCGGCGCCUUCUCUCGUCGUCCAGAAGUGCUCCGGGGCGGCGUCCCAAUUGUUUCGGGUCGAGCCGGUGUCGGACUCCGCUUUAUAUGAACGGCCGGCGGCGCCGCCGCGCGAGUCCGAUUAUCUGCAGGGGGGCGAGGAGCUUUAAGUGCGUGGUAUAUCGUG